AUGGCUGGACUUCUAGAACAAGGUAGCAAGGAAAGGUACCACUGGCAGAGCCAAAAUGUUAAACAAAGUGGAGUUGAUGACAUGGUCCUUCUAUCAAAAAUCACAGAGGAUGCCAUUGUGGAGAACCUGAAGAAAAGAUACCUAGAUGAUUACAUUUUUACAUAUAUAGGAUCUGUCUUAAUCUCCGUUAAUCCGUUUAAACAGAUGCCUUAUUUCACAGAGAGAGAAAUUGAAUUAUACCAAGGCGCUGCACAGUAUGAGAAUCCUCCGCAUAUCUAUGCUCUAACAGACAAUAUGUACCGUAACAUGCUGAUAGAUGCUGAAAACCAGUGUGUCAUUAUCAGUGGUGAGAGUGGGGCAGGGAAGACUGUGGCAGCCAAAUACAUUAUGGGAUAUAUAUCCAAGGUCUCAGGUGGUGGCAGCAAAGUACAGCAUGUUAAAGACAUAAUUCUUCAGUCCAAUCCUCUUCUGGAAGCAUUUGGCAAUGCUAAAACAGUCAGAAACAACAACUCCAGCAGAUUUGGUAAAUACUUUGAGAUCCAGUUUAGCCGUGGAGGAGAACCUGACGGGGGCAAAAUUUCAAACUUCCUCCUGGAAAAAUCCCGUGUGGUCAAUCAAAAUGAGAAUGAACGUAACUUUCAUGUUUUCUACCAGCUCAUAGAGGGAGCAUCCCAAGAACAAAAACAGAACCUGGGGAUAAUGUCAGCUGAUUAUUAUUUCUACCUAAAUCAGUCUGAAACCUUUAAAGUAGAAGGGACAGAUGAUAGGAGUGAUUUUUAUGAAAUGCUGAAUGCCAUGCAGGUCAUUGGUAUUUCUGUAGAGGAACAGCAGCUGGUCCUGCAGAUUACAGCUGGCAUCCUGCACUUGGGGAACAUUAGCUUUCUGGAGCACGGGAACUAUGCCAAGCUUGAGAAUCAAGACCACUUGGCCUUUCCAGCCUACCUGCUAGGUAUAGACAAGGACCGUCUCAAUAAUAAACUCACCAGCCGUAAAAUGGACAGCAAGUGGGGUGGACGUUCUGAAUCGAUCACAGUGACCCUAAAUAUAGAGCAGGCUGCUUACACUCGAGAUGCCCUGUCUAAAGCUCUUUAUGCUCGGGUCUUCGACUUCCUGGUGGAGUCAAUAAACAAAGCUAUGGAGAAACCAUAUCAGGAGUAUAACAUUGGUGUGCUGGAUAUAUAUGGGUUUGAAAUAUUCCAGAAAAAUGGCUUUGAGCAAUUUUGUAUCAACUUUGUCAAUGAGAAGCUGCAGCAGAUCUUCAUAGAGCUUACAUUAAAAGCUGAGCAGGAGGAGUAUGUGGCUGAAGGUAUAAAGUGGAGCCCCAUUGAGUACUUCAACAAUAAGGUGGUUUGUGACCUUAUUGAGAACAAGCUGAAUCCCCCAGGUAUUAUGAGUGUUCUGGAUGAUGUGUGUGCUACCAUGCAUGCCACUGGUGGGGGAGCAGACCAGACCCUACUACAAAAGCUCCAGGCAGCUGUUGGGACCCAUGAACACUUCAACAACUGGAAUUCUGGCUUUGUUAUUCACCACUACGCAGGAAAGGUAUCGUAUGGUGUAGAGGGCUUCUGCGAGAAGAAUCGAGAUGUACUGUUUAUUGACCUCAUUGAAUUAAUGCAGAGCAGUGAAUACCAGUUUAUACAAGGCCUCUUCCCAGAAAAGCUGGAUUCUGAAAAGAAAGGCAGGCCAACAACAGCAAGCAGCAAAAUUAAGAAACAAGCCAAUGAUCUUGUCAAUACUCUGAUGAAGUGCACACCUCACUACAUUCGCUGCAUUAAGCCCAAUGAGACCAAGAGGCCAAAAGACUGGGAAGAGAGCAGAGUCAAACAUCAAGUGGAAUAUCUGGGCCUCAAAGAAAAUAUCCGUGUACGGAGGGCUGGUUAUGCCUACCGUAGGGUAUUUAAUAAAUUCCUACAAAGGUAUGCUAUUCUGACCCGAGAAACCUGGCCAAAGUGGAGAGGAGAUGAACGCCAGGGAGUACAGCAUCUCUUAAGGGCUGUGAAUAUGGACUCAGAUCAGUAUCAAAUGGGAAGAACAAAGGUGUUUGUCAAGAAUCCAGAGUCGCUUUUUUUACUUGAAGAAAUGAGAGAGAGAAAGUUUGAUACCUUUGCUAGGACAAUACAAAAAGCUUGGAGACGUUACAUAGCUAAGAAGAAAUAUGAGCAAAUGAGAGAAGAAGCAUCAAACAUUCUUUAUGGAUUAAAAGAACGCAGAAGAAAUAGUAUUAAUCGCAACUUUGUCGGGGACUACUUGGGCAUGGAAGAUAAGCCAGAACUCCGUCAGUUCAUGGCUAAACGUGAAAGGAUUGAUUUUGCCGACUCCGUUAACAAAUAUGACAGGCGAUUCAAGGUUAUUAAGAGAGAUCUUAUCCUGAGUCCCAAAUACCUUUAUUUAAUUGGACGUGAAAAAGUGAAGAAGGGACCUGAAAAGGGUCAAAUCAAGGAAGUUUUAAAAAAGAAGAUGGAGAUCCAGUGUUUACGAAGUAUUUCACUUAGCUCCCGUCAGGAUGACUUUUUUAUCUUGCAUGAGGCAGAGCAUGAUACCCUUCUGGAGUCAGUGUUCAAAACGGAACUUAUUAGCCUGAUAUGCAAACGCUAUGAGGAAAUUACCAAGACUAAAUUUCUUCUGAACUUCUCUGACACACUACAGCUCCGGGUGAAGAAAGAAGGCUGGGGUGGUGGCGGAACACGAAACCUACAGUUCAUUAGGGGACAGGGUGAUAUAAUCCAGCUGAAGCCUGGAGGAAAGACUCUGGCCAUCUCAAUUGGUGAUGGGCUGCCUAAAAACUCAAAACCCACAAGAAAAGAAGUUUUUCAAAAACGUUCAUACAGACCUCCUCCAAAUCGAUCAGCUCCCGCACCUCCAUCUGGAUCCUUCAGAAAUGGGGCGCCUAAUUUUCCAGCAAGUAAAUCCAGGAACCCCACCUAUUCCAAGACUAAUAAACAAGUCAGAGCACCACCUUCUGCUGCCAUUCCUAGAAACCCUGCCCCUCGUAGGAGCCGAGCACCCUCUGACCAUAACAUGGAGUUCCUCAAUGUACCAGACCAGGGUGUAGCUGGAAUACACAGAAGGAAGAGUGUGGGGCAGAGACCACCACCUGCAGUAGGACGCCCUAAACCUCAGCCCAAACCUGCAGGUCCUCGCUGCAGAGCUGUUUACCAGUACAUUGGACAAGAUGUGGAUGAGCUUAGCUUUAGUGUCAACGAUGUCAUUGAUAUUCUCCUAGAAGAUCCCUCAGGCUGGUGGAAAGGAAGACUUCAUGGGAAGGAAGGAUUAUUCCCUGGCAAUUAUGUGCAGAAAAUUUGAAUUCAAAAUACAAUCCAAUCAAAAAGACAUCAACCUGCACGUUUUUUUUUUUUUUUUUUGUUUCUUUUCUUUUGAAUAGCUAUGAGGUCAAAAUGUGAUCCCACUUUAAUUUUAAAAGGACGUGUAGGAGCUCAAUUUUAUAAAUGUAAUAGGUUUUAUACUAGAGAGAAAAAAAAAUGCUUUUUGCACAAAAACAUUAGUGGUGCUUGGAAGUCCAAAAAUCGACAAUCUUCAUUUCAAGACAAAAAUGAAUUUACUGCUAAAGUAAGCAAAACAGAA
Spea bombifrons (plains spadefoot toad) is the source of this 3582-nucleotide messenger RNA. RefSeq names its product myosin IF (gene MYO1F). The transcript is spliced from 28 exons. Lineage: Eukaryota; Metazoa; Chordata; Amphibia; Anura; Pelobatidae. Gene Ontology annotation, molecular function: microfilament motor activity; ATP binding; actin filament binding. The record is from RefSeq and is a predicted model, not a curated record. Gene Ontology annotation, cellular component: myosin complex; microvillus; plasma membrane. The coding region runs from base 1 to 3303 and encodes 1100 amino acids. Gene Ontology annotation, biological process: actin filament organization; vesicle transport along actin filament.